AUGUCAAACGGACACUACCAGUUCCACUACGGGCUGCAGGACAGCCAGUCAUAUGGAGAUUCGAGACAUCUCCCCUCCCCAACGCCCUCUUUCGACCACGCGCCCAUCCAGGCACCUCAACUUCGCGACCGUGCGCCCUCCUGGACGUCCGUCACCAGCACUUACACCGGGUACGACGGAGAGGACGCAGUUACCUAUCCAACCCCGGAUGCGCUUGCUUGCAAAGAAUGGAUCCUGCAGCAGGAAUUGAAACGACAGGGGGAGGCGAUGUUGGCAGCACGUGGUUACAACAUGGGGGCGGCGGAGACCCCACCACAGAGCCGGGAGAUGACUCCGAGUGAUGGUUCGGCGUCGACGUACGACGGGUCUGACGACGAUGAAGAUACAGAGACGGAGGGAGGGGAUUUCGACGACGGAGCGAGCUCGAUCUCUCGUAUUCGCUAUCGCACCCCCUCCGUCGAGCCGACUUACUACUACGCCCGCUCGGCCACCGCGCCCCCUGCGCCUCCGACGCCCACUCGAGGACCCAUUCCUGGCACUUCUGAUUCGGUGUCUGCCGCAUCAACCAGUCUGUCCGAGUCUACGGAAGGCCGUCCUCGACGCGCCAACAAGCCAAGCUUGCGCAGGCGCGAACACGAUGAGUACAUGUCCCGGACGUCCCCCAAGAAGAAGCAAUACGGGUCAUACAGUCUCAGCGCUGGAGGAACAUCGCGACGUUUCUAA
Cyclocybe aegerita is the source of this 723-nucleotide messenger RNA. The record is from the annotation of a GenBank genome assembly. NCBI's taxonomy places the organism in Eukaryota, Fungi, Basidiomycota, Agaricomycetes, Agaricales, Hemipholiotaceae.